AUGCUCGUAUUUCUAUUUUGUUUUCUUCUGUUACCUCAGACCCUGUUUGCUAUUGGACCAGCCGAAGGUUUUGUGUCGACGCUGACCUUUCCCAUCUCUGUUGAACACGACCUUGAAGUGCCUACCAUACAGAAUCCAUGCGAGUGUGUCUUAGCUGUCGCCUAUACAUCUGGAACAACCGGCCUACCGAAAGGCGUCGAGCUGACACACUACAGCUUUAUGGCAAAUCUGAUAACAGGAAGAUGGGCCUUUCCAUGGGACGAGUCCGACGUCGUACUGCUUCCCACGCCCAUAACGCAUGGUAGUGGUCUUACACUCGUAACCAUCAGCGUGCUGCUUGGCUCAACGUGCGUAAUAGCAACGCCGAAAUCCAACCUGCAGGAAGUAUCAGAAGCUGUCGAGAAGCACAAGGUUACGGCUGCUUUCCUCCUCCCCUGGCACCUCCAGUUCUUGGUCGGCGAAAUGCAGCGCACGGGACGGCGGCUCAAAGGGCUGCGCCGAGUGGGUACCGGCGGCAGCCCCCUCUCUCGGACGCAGUACGAGGUGGCAAAGGAAGCCUUCGGUGGCACCCUCGAGUGCCUAGCGAACGUUUAUGGCAUGACCGAAGCCAUGGGUGUGGUGUGUUCCCCAUCGAUGGAAGGUGCCGUCGGCAACGACAUCGGCUUUCCUGCGCCCUUGAGCCAGAUAAAAAUUGUUGAUCGUGCAACCGGAGAAAAGCUUGGUCCAAACAAAACAGGCGAGAUCUGCUUUCGCGCGCCGAUGGUGAUGAAAGGCUACUACAAGCGCCCGAAAGAAACCGCCGAGUUCUUCGACGAGGAAGGAUGGUGCCAGUCAGGAGACGCUGGAUACUACGCGGAGGAUGGUCGCAUACAUUUUGUGCAGCGAUUCAAAGAGAUGAUCAAAUGUAUGGACAACCAGGUGGUCCCGGCGGAGCUAGAAGAACUCCUAUUAGAUGCGCACUCAUCGGCAAUUCUCGACGUCUGCGUUUUUGGAAUGCCGAAUCCGGAUUACGUGGAGGCACCCGCCGCUGCCGUAGUGCUGCGAGACAAAGGCAGCACGAAAGAUCUGGCUAAGCUUGCCAGCGAAUUGAAGUCAACCAUAGCGGGUAACUGUGCCAUACACAAGCACCUGUAUGGAGGCGUCUACUUCUUGGAUUCUCUGCCCAAAACUGAGUCCGGCAAAACAAACAGGACGGCUGUUCGCGACAACUGCGCCUCAAUCUCCCCAAUGUAGAUACCACACAGAAAUUGUACAUCUUUGUUUUUACGUGAUGCUGACGUUAUAGCCUGUUAGUCAGCUUAAGUUUGCCAAAAAUCAACCUUAUAUAAUGAAAGCUACCAUUUUAUUGUUGAAAGCAUGUUGAAAUUUUUCCGAUUCAAGGUCGUAAUACGCGUUUUAAACUAACAUGAUACAUGUUACUAUAAGGUAAUACUGAUUACUCGUUGUUACUAUUUACCUACCGGCUGGGUCUCUUGCGUCGCAUUACCUUCGUGCUAGCGCAAUAAAGACAAAAGGUGUGUUUUU
Molecule: messenger RNA, 1524 nt
Organism: Dermacentor silvarum
Lineage: Eukaryota; Metazoa; Arthropoda; Arachnida; Ixodida; Ixodidae
Product: luciferin 4-monooxygenase
Exons: 6
Coding region: 1-1233 (410 amino acids)
Molecular function (GO): CoA-ligase activity
Source: RefSeq, a predicted model, not a curated record